Molecule: messenger RNA, 1089 nt
Organism: Beauveria bassiana ARSEF 2860
Lineage: Eukaryota; Fungi; Ascomycota; Sordariomycetes; Hypocreales; Cordycipitaceae
Product: short chain dehydrogenase
Exons: 2
Coding region: 1-1089 (362 amino acids)
Molecular function (GO): oxidoreductase activity, acting on the CH-OH group of donors, NAD or NADP as acceptor
Source: RefSeq, a predicted model, not a curated record
AUGGCAUCGCCCUCGUCCCGCGUGACCUUCCCACAGCCGCCGCAGCCCGAGUCGUGGUUCGCGCCGCUGUCGAUCGAUCUGCUGGUCAGGGUGCUCAAGGUGACUGUGUUUCACCCAUUCGUAACAGCGCUGGUGCCGCUGUGCCUGCGCGCGCGCGCGAUGAUGUGGGAGGCGCCGACGAUGCUGGCGGCCUUUGCGUGGGCGGCCUUUGUGUCGCUGCUAUGGGUGGCGUCGGCGGUGAACCAACGCAUCGCGCACGGCAUCCCGCGACAGGUCGAUCUUGGCGAUGAGGUCAUUGUCAUCACCGGCGGCGCGAGCGGCUUGGGCAUGCUGGUGGCCGAGGUCUACGGCAUGCGCGGCGCCACGGUGGCGGUGCUCGACGUCAAUGAGAUGGAGAAUGGCGAGGCUCGCGGUGUGACAGCUUACAAGUGCGAUGUGAGCGACUACAGGCAGGUUGCGGCGACGGCGCUCAAGAUUGAGGAAGAGCUCGGAACGCCUACGGUGCUCAUCAACAAUGCCGCUAUUGUGGUCGGUAAAUCGCUACUCGACCUUUCCGUUGACGAAAUCGAUCGCAGCCUGUCGACAAACCUGCUCGGCCCGUUCUACUGUCUAAAGGCAUUCCUGCCCGCCAUCAUCCGCAGCGGCAACGGCGGCACCAUUGUCAAUAUUUCGUCCGUUAUUGGUCACCUGGGCGCCGCGAAGCUCAGCGACUACGCUGCGGCCAAGGCCGGCCUGUCGGCCAUGCACCGGUCCGUGGCGGCGGAGCUGCGCGAGUCGCACCCCGAGAUCAAGACGGUGCUCAUCACGCCGGGCCAGCUGAGCACGCCGCUAUUCUACGGGGUGCAGACGCCCAGCAGCUUCAUCGCGCCCGUCGUCGAGCCCGUCGAGGUGGCCAAGGAGAUUGUGGCGGCGAUUGACCAGGGCAAGGGCGCUACGACGGGGAUGCCGCUGUAUGCGCGCUGGGUCGACUGGUACGCGGUGCUGCCGGCGGGCGUGCAGGUGCUGGCGAGGAAGAUUUCAGGCGUGGACAGAGGGAUGCGGACUUUUAUCGGGAGACGCGGCGCUGCGGAGGGUAAGAAGCAGCGAUGA